AUGUGUGUUUCGGUGGCUCCUAUUAGUUCUCAAGCUCAGUCAGGUUGUAAUACAGCUAAGCCUGAUAUUUCAGUUCUCAGUGAAGACUUGUUGGAAGCUUCAGCAAGUCGUCAGGAUAAAGAGGCAUCCCUAGUUAUCACCACAUAUGAAAUUUUCGUACGAACUAUGCCUGUUAAUAAAAGAGUAUUUCAUGUAUCUAUGUUGAAGAAGUUCAUGGGAGACCCGUCUCUAGUUGUUCCUACAGAAAUCAUAGGGGUUAAAGAUAGCCUGUCCUAUGAAGAGAUCCCAUUGGCUAUUAUUGAUCGUCAAAUCCGCAAGUUGAGAACUAAAGAGAGUGCUUCAGUGAAAGUACUAUGGAGAAAUAAGAAAGUGGAAGAGGCUACGUGGGAGGCCGAAGAGGACAUGAAGUCUAGAUAUCCCUAUCUUUUUGAAGAGCAAGCAGAAAAUGUUGAAGGUAACUAA
This is a messenger RNA of Lycium barbarum (goji berry), 462 nucleotides long. RefSeq lists its product as uncharacterized. Bases 1 to 462 code for a protein of 153 amino acids. NCBI's taxonomy places the organism in Eukaryota, Viridiplantae, Streptophyta, Magnoliopsida, Solanales, Solanaceae. The transcript is spliced from 2 exons. The record is from RefSeq and is a predicted model, not a curated record.